GUGGGGUAUAUACAGACAAUACAGGUUUGAUUGUUUGCCAUUCAGGACCAUAGGAAAGCUGAGUGAUGAUCCCUGUGGGAGGGUCUCUCCUGGCAGGUGGUUCGGCUGGGAGUAGUAGUUCCCAGCUGUUGUGGAUUUCUCUCCUUGACCAGACGUCGCGUCUACCUGUGAAUUGUGGGUAACCUGGGGGUCACUUUGUUGCUGCCCAUUUGUCCUUGAGUCAAUAUUUGCCAGGCCGGGUGUCGAUGGAGGGCGGCGUCACGUGACAUCAGGGUGAGGUCCUCUUAUUCUUCUUCCACUUCUUUCAGGUGCAGAUUUCCCUCAUCCCGCUGGAUAUCAUCUGUCUCCGCCAUAUUGUCCUCCUCCAGAAUCCCCUCCGCACAUCAGCGCUCGGCUGGAGAACAGGGAAUUAUGGGAGAAGUUUAAUGCUGUGGGAACGGAGAUGAUACUCACCAAAAACGGAAGGCGGAUGUUCCCGGAGCUGUCGGUCUCAUUGUCGGGCCUGGACCCCCACACCCUCUACUCCCUCUGCGUCCAGGCCGUCCCCGAUGGCGAGAACCGGUACAAGUGGCGCGAUGGUGCAUGGAAUAUGAGCGGCAGAGCCGAGCCUGGACCCCCAACUCGCCUCUACCUCCACCCCGAAUCCCCGGCCCCCGGUCACCGAUGGAUGGAGAGACCCAUCUGCUUCAACAAGAUCCGACUGACCAACAACACCCUGAGCCAGGGCGGACAGAUCGUCCUGCAGUCCAUGCACCGCUACUACCUGCGAUUGUACGUCAUCCCCACCUCAGGUAAUGGCGCCCACCCGCGCCCCGCAUCCUCCAUCUCCUUCUCUGAGACGUCCUUUAUAGCGGUCACCAGCUACCAGAACCCUAAGCUCUCAUUGUUGAAAAUUGAAGAAAACCCAUUCGCCAAAGGAAUCAAGUAUUUUAAGAGUCAGCAGGAACACAACACCCCGAGAAAAAAGCAGAACAGGACGGGAAUAGAUGAAGAUGGGUCUCCAGAGUGUAAGAGACAUAAAGAGAGCGCAGCCGAAAUGACAAGUCCUGAUAGAGACAUCAGAGGGGAAGGGCCACUUGUCGUAGAUGAGGAUACUGAAGAGAGACAUGAGAGGCUGUCUGUCUCAGAAGAGAGCGCAGCUGAAGAGGUGACAGAACAGAAAGAGGAGGAAGGAGAGAAGAGACAGAGUCCCAGGGGUAUCAGGCACAUGGCAGACACCACAUCCCCACCACACAGCAGAGACCGGAGACAUAGGGAUUGUAUAGAGGACAGAGAAGAGACCUCCCACAGGACGGACAGUCUGGUGCAGUGGGACCCCAUAACACAGAGACCAGUGUGGGCGCCCCCCUCUGCCAUCUCUCCGCUGCCGGCCUAUCCUUCUCCCGCCUGCCCAUUAGGUCACAGAUUUGCACAUCCAUCCCCUUCCGCAUUGGCUCCAUUUCCCUCCUCGAUCUCUAAUUUUCCCACAGUCGUCCCCUAUUUUAUGGGGUCCUGGGCUUCGCCACCAGUUAGACUGAGUUACCCCCUUUCUGCGUUGCAUCCAUCAUUCCUGCAGCAGAUGUGCACUUCCCCCUGGUAUCUGCCCUCUUAAUGAGACCGCCAGGGGUCUCUGAUGGACAACCCAACAUGGACUGCAUAAGGACGAAUGGUGAAUCAAGGACAAGUCACAUGGUGCCUGACUGAGCAGAGGAGGAUGAGGACCAAGACAUCCAUAGCCAAGAGGAACCGGAAGAUGUUCUGCAGCAGAGAGGACAAAGUUACUAUGGACACAGGCGGUGCUAUAUGGACAGUCUCUUUGAGUGUAUAUAGCAGUGGUCUUCAAUCUGUGGACCUCCAGA
Messenger RNA from Hyla sarda, 1838 nucleotides. Its product is annotated as T-box-containing protein TBX6L-like. Gene Ontology annotation, biological process: cell fate specification; heart looping; positive regulation of DNA-templated transcription. Lineage: Eukaryota; Metazoa; Chordata; Amphibia; Anura; Hylidae. Gene Ontology annotation, cellular component: nucleus. Gene Ontology annotation, molecular function: DNA-binding transcription factor activity, RNA polymerase II-specific; RNA polymerase II cis-regulatory region sequence-specific DNA binding. The transcript is spliced from 7 exons. The record is from RefSeq and is a predicted model, not a curated record. The coding region runs from base 443 to 1591 and encodes 382 amino acids.